Eruca vesicaria subsp. sativa (arugula) is the source of this 1095-nucleotide messenger RNA. The record is from the annotation of a GenBank genome assembly. Lineage: Eukaryota; Viridiplantae; Streptophyta; Magnoliopsida; Brassicales; Brassicaceae.
AUGUUAGAAGCUGGAAAAAGUUCUGAGCCUCAGCCAGCUACUGUACUUGUUGACAUCCCUAAUAAACAUCUCCAUGUACUCAAUGAAAUUAUCAAGCUCGUUGAUCCUCAAAUGCAACCGUUAGUCGCCGAUGUUCUUAAUUACGUGCCUAAAGAAAUUCUGCUAGACAUGAUAAGAUUUAAACCUGAUUCUGAAAUCAGAAUUAUCGAGUGUGUGAACAAAGUAAAUGGAGAUACCAGACGCGUGAGAUAUGCAUCGUGGAUGAAACGUCAGCUCAUCCCAGAGUUCUUGAAGGGGUUGACGUGGAAAGACAUUAUGGGAGAAGUGGUAGAUCAAAAGGAACAUGAUGUGUGCUGGGCCAUCGUGGUGGCUGAACUUAUACGGGCUUUGAGACAGAUUGAUGGACGUGACGCAGACGUCAAUAUAAGAUAUUCAACACAGGAACUGAUUGACUUUGUGGACCCUGUGCAACGAAGAGUGGAGCGCAAGGCUGAACACUAUUGCUACCCCUUGAAUCUCACCAAGGGUUUUGAGUAUGUUAUGAAGAAUGGAAUUCAGAGAGAAGAAGACAGGACCUUCAGUGGAUGUCCUAGGGAUGUUCCUGAUUACACUCCAUCGUCUCAGCUCGGAUAUAUCAAAAACUUUGCAAGGCUCGGCACAAUCAGCGAGGCCCUUAUCCAGCUUAAAGAACAUCCUAUUGGAGCAAGUUUGGCCAUUUUUCAGCCUGAGUACAGAAAUAUUGGGAAAAAGAUAUACCGUGGACCUGUCAGUCAAAAUUCUAAAUUACGCUGUAUGCAUGCGAUUUCUCUAAUUGAGGUGGGCGAAGAAAACGGGGAGAAGUAUGUUCUUGCGAGAACAAGCCAUGGGAAGAAGUUCGGAGAUGAUGGCCACAUAAAGAUCUCACUGGAAGUUGUCAUUCUCUACAUACCCAUACCUGGAGAAGAUGUUGACGAGAACGCUAAGAAAUAUUUUAGCAAGCCAAGAUCACUUGUUGGAAGGUUCAGCUACCCAGUGUUAUUGACAGAGGCUGAGGAGGAGAUCCAAAAGAAGAUCCAUCAAGACAAACAAGUUUCCUGCGAUGAAAUGGAGCUUUGA